GUCGCGAUUGGUCCAGGGUAUAUAUCCAAACUUCACCCAAACGACAACCAGUUAUUUGUGGCAUCUGCUGCCGUGGCCAAAUUUAAGAAAACUGUUGCUUUAGACACCAGUCAGCUGCACACUAAGAUAUCAAUGUCCCAACUUCGUCAAGUAACAACAUCUUUUUACCAUGCAAGUACGUUCAGCAGCUGGAGACGUUCGUUUGAACAUUUCUCUGACAUACAUUGCUCACCUGCCACAAUCUUUACACUUUGCGACUUACCAAGUUUUAAAGGAUACGGAUCAAACUCAACCUCAGUAACAAUGCUGUCUUCGCAAUUGCUGGCUGCAUUUGCUCUUAUAAAAGAUAGCAAAGCAUGGAUUCCCUUACAAGCAGUUGUUGAAAAAUUAAAAAUGGAAUUCAAAAACUCAACUCAAGUAAAUGUGUUCGAAUUCGCUUUCGUUACUUCGCUAUCAGCAGUUGCUGAAGCUGCUGGAGAACUGGCUCUCUACUACUUCUGCACCUUUUGUCCCAAAAAUAGUAAGCAAGUUCAAGAAGUAGAGAACUGA
This is a messenger RNA of Mucor mucedo, 549 nucleotides long. RefSeq lists its product as uncharacterized. The transcript is spliced from 2 exons. The annotation marks the transcript as partial. The record is from RefSeq and is a predicted model, not a curated record. Lineage: Eukaryota; Fungi; Mucoromycota; Mucoromycetes; Mucorales; Mucoraceae.